Cladophialophora bantiana CBS 173.52 is the source of this 1260-nucleotide messenger RNA. RefSeq lists its product as uncharacterized. Gene Ontology annotation, biological process: lipid metabolic process. The transcript has a single exon. Lineage: Eukaryota; Fungi; Ascomycota; Eurotiomycetes; Chaetothyriales; Herpotrichiellaceae. Gene Ontology annotation, molecular function: glycerophosphodiester phosphodiesterase activity. Bases 1 to 1260 code for a protein of 419 amino acids. The record is from RefSeq and is a predicted model, not a curated record.
AUGGCCUUAGCAGUUGACAUUGCCGGCGCGGUGCCCGUCAAAAAGCCUCGUUGGCAACACCCCGCGCACGAUGACUACUACAUCAACCUCGGGCCUCGCCCUUACUACCUUGUCCAGAAUAUGACCGACGGCCCGCUCAAGCAGAAGCUCGAGUCAUGCUACAAUGGUCCCUUUGAAGUCACCAGCUGGAGCAUCGGCCAUCGAGGCGGUGGUACGCUGCAGUUCCCCGAAGAGUCGGUCGAGUCCACCAUGGCUGGCGCACGGAUGGGCGCUGGAAUCCUCGAGUGCGACGUGUCUUUCACAGCAGAUCUGGAACUGGUCUGCAGACACUCCCUAUGCGACCUCCACACGACGACCGAUAUCUUGCUCAGACCGGAGCUCGCCGCUAAGUGCACGGUGCCUUUCACACCUGCCAACGAAACAGCGGACGCCAAUGCCCUGUGUUGCACCAGCGACAUCACAUUGGCCGAGUACAAGACCCUCUGUAGCAAGAUGGACGGCUUCAAUGCCUCGGCCACUACGCCAGAGGACUAUCAGCACGGCACACCUUCCUUCAGGACUGAUUUGUAUAAUACCUGCGCGCAGGUCAUGACGCUCGAGAGCUACAUCGACCUGGUGGACUCUCUGCCAGGAUUCCGCAACUUCACGCCCGAGCUGAAGACUCCUCCAUCGCAGGUUCCCAUGCCGUUCCAAGGCUACACCCAGGCACAGUACGCAAGAGACAUGAUCGACACGUUCAUCAAGAAGGGCAUUUCGCACGAGCGAGUCUGGCCGCAGUCGUUCAAUCCAGCGGACAUCUACCUCUGGCUGAACGAGUAUCCAGAAUGGGGCGCGCAGGCCGUGUUUCUGGACGAAGACGGCGACGUGGCGUCGAACUUCACGACCGCGGUGAACCGACUGCCUGCCCUCAAGGCCAGCGGCGUCAACAUCAUCUCGCCGCCGUACAACUACCUGCUCGCAAUCGGGGGUCCUAACAACGACACGAUCGUGCCGUCCAUCUACGCCACCACGGCCAUGGAAGCCGGGCUCGACAUUAUCGCGUGGUCGUUCGAGCGCUCCGGCCCGCUCGACAACGUCCGCGCCGACGAUGACUACUACUGGUCGUCCAUCGCGCCCAUAAUCUCGUACGAUGGGCAGGCGUACGAGGCCCUCGACGUCCUGGCCCGCCAGAUCGGCAUCAAGGCAAUCUUCUCCGACUGGUCCGCCACCGUGACUUACUAUGCCAAUUGCAUGGGCCUGAAGGGCCCGGGACAUCAUUGA